Molecule: messenger RNA, 417 nt
Organism: Adineta steineri
Lineage: Eukaryota; Metazoa; Rotifera; Eurotatoria; Adinetida; Adinetidae
Source: the annotation of a GenBank genome assembly
AUGUUGCCAUCAGCUCCACCACUACCCGAUUGUCUAUUGAAAUCAUCAUAUUCUACAAAUUAUCAAACAAUGUCUCGUCCAAUUUAUAAAAAAGAUGAUCCAGAAUAUGGUCGACCACCGAAAGGUAGUCGAACAGAACAACGAGGUCUUGCUGCUCAAGCUCAUAUUCAACAAGAAGUUAAAUAUUUAUGUGAAAUUAUCAAAAAUAUGGGAGAAAAAGACAAUAAUUCAUCAACAUAUACAAUAACAUUUAAACAAUUAUUUGAUUUUUAUACAAAUAUUUCAAAUAAACUCGUUGGUAUUCUACUUCGAGCACGAAAACAUGGUUAUAUUCAUUUUUCAGAAGAAUAUGAAGUUUUAUUUCAAGGCAAACAUGAUAAUGUAAAAAUUACUCUUGUUCAUAUGCCAUCAAAUUAA